Molecule: messenger RNA, 5487 nt
Organism: Plutella xylostella (diamondback moth)
Lineage: Eukaryota; Metazoa; Arthropoda; Insecta; Lepidoptera; Plutellidae
Gene: mesh
Product: sushi domain containing 2 mesh
Biological process (GO): cell-matrix adhesion
Source: RefSeq, a predicted model, not a curated record
CACUAUGAAGCGGCAGUACCGACCCACCAGCACACUACACCUGUCGCCGAAACUUUUCAUAAAAUCACUGAUAACGCAGACAAAACUGACCAAAACCAUGAAAGUGAUAUAGACAAUACAAUGGGGUGUGUAAAGUUAGUGUUUUUAGCUUUACUUCUUAGUGUAAGUGUGAAAGGACAGGAGGACGCUAUAAUUAAUGAGGACAGUUUAGUGAAUGACGUCACGAGUGUAGUGAGUAAUGACUUGGAGGUUCCUGUAGUCGCUGAAGCGAAGGAGGUGGGAGUGGAAGGAGUUGUGGAAGAAACAGCUCCAGUGGAAGUGAUAGCCGAAUCUGAUGCGGUGGCAGUGAGGAGUGGGCGGUACCAGGCGCUCAAUGAUGCUCUCAACGAGGGUCCAGUGGACCUCCAAGCCGUGGACCUGGAUGAGCAGCUCGGGAGGCAGCUGCUGAACCCCCCCUCAACCACGGCAACUACUAAUAAUGAGUAUGCGCACAUCGACGGGCGGGUCCUGCCGUCCACGACCUACCAGAACAACGGGCAGUCCUACAUCAUCACGCAGCAGAGACUGCAGCAGGUCCGGGGCAACUUCCUGUACUGGUUCUACGACCAGGGGGGCGAUGAGAACAUCGGGGACUACCAGAGAGACAUCCACUCCUCGACUCCGCAGAUCCAUAAGAACUUCAACUUUCAGUUGCCGUUCUUUGGGUUCAGGUUCAAUUAUACACGGGUCUCAAUGCACGGUUACCUACAGUUCAGCGAUCCCCCGGACCACUACACGUACCCCCUGUCGUUCCCCAUCAAGGACUGGCCUCAGCUGAACGACCCUUCUUUCAUCGGCAUCUUCUUCAGCAAGUGCCGUAUCGGGUCACAGAGGCCAGAGGACCCCGACCAAAGAAGACCUGGCAUUUACUUCCGAAUGGACCGAGAUCUUCAGGCUCGUACAGACCAGCUCGGCGUGGAGAUGCGCGAACGCCUGAUGUGGGACAUCCGCGAGGGCGUCAUCGGCUCGGAGAACUUCUUCCCCAAACACGCCGUCACCGUCACCUGGAAGAAUAUGUCCUUCGCUGGAGGCAUCGACAACUCGCUUUACAAGACGAACACCUUCCAAAUGGUUCUAGCCACAGAUGAAGUGUUUACGUAUGCAAUUUUCAACUACUUGGAGAUCAACUGGAGUGCACACACUGAGGCUGGUGGUGACACCACUGGAGGGGAAGGUGGAGUGCCAGCUUAUAUUGGUUUCAACGCCGGCAACGGGACUCAAAGCUACGAAUACAAGCCAUACUCACAAGCAUCCGUUCUACGUGAUCUAACCAGCAGAGGAUGGGCCAACGGUUUCCCAGGGCGUCACAUAUUCAGAAUCGACGAGAAAAUACUCAUGGGUACUUGUAACAAGGAUAUCGAUGGUGCCAAUCUACCUCUUAUGUUUGCUCCGGAGAGUGGAAACAUGCUUGGAGGAACUAUCGUCAACAUCACGGGUCCUUGCUUCAACCCCAACGAUCGCAUCACCUGUCGCUUCGAUACUGAGUCCGUCGUGGGAGCAGUGGUUGACAUCAACCGCGCCAUCUGUGUACAGCCCAGGUUCUGGCAUAAUGGCUACGCUAGGUUCGAAGUGGCUAUCAAUAAUGAGCCUUAUAAGUGGAAGGGAAAAUAUUUUGUUGAAACCCCUGCUUCAGCUACCGAAAAGAUAUUCCUCGACAAUGCAGUCCACGAGAGAUACCCACCAGAAGUGAAGGUCACAUGGGACAGAUUCAACUUGACUACCAACUUGAAUGUCCAGCUGCAGAUAAGUCUGUGGGGUUACAAGGAGGUCACCAUCAGACCGCAGCUGGAGUUUAUCGACAUGAUUGAAGUCGGUGUCGCUAAUACUGGAGAAUACGUCAUCAACCCACAGAAUUUCAGAAACAGGGAGAAUAUCAUGCACAAUGACAUGCAGUUCGGUUUCUUGCAAAUCAAUUUAACAACGCCAGAUGUUUACAAGGGUAUUCCAAUUUCACCUGUUCUGUGGAGUCGUCCAAUACCAUUAGCUUGGUAUUUCGCGCCGCAAUGGGAAAGAAUCCACGGUCAGAAGUGGCCCCAGACUAUGUGUAAUAACUGGCUGAGGACCGACCGGUUUCUGAAGAACUUCGCGUCACAAGUGUGGGUGUGCCCAUGCACCCUGGAGCACGCUCUGCUGGACAAGGGCCGGUUCAUGCCUGACCCUCACUGCGAUAAAGACACGAACCCAACUUGCAGAUACAACUGGGGUGGAGUCCAUUGUGUUAGGAGCGGUAGUGCAAGUGCGGAAGGUUCAGGUCAGCAAUGUUGCUACGACAAGAACCACUACCUCAUGUUGACCUACGAUCAGAUGUGGGGAUCCAGGCCCCAGCGCUCCCACGACUUUGGGUUUACUCCUUACAACGAAGCCAACAAAGUGCCCUCCCUGUCCCAUUGGUUCCAUGACAUGGUGCCCUUCUACCAGUGCUGUGCGUGGCAGGAGGAGCAAUCAGUUGGAUGUGAAACUUACAGAUUUGAAAGAAGACCCUCGCAAGACUGUGUGGCGUACCAGUCGCCAGGAGUGGCAGGAAUAUUUGGUGAUCCUCAUAUCGUUACCUUUGAUGAUCUUCAGUACACUUUCAACGGAAAAGGUGAAUAUGUUUUGGUGAAAGUGGAUCACCCCAACCUGAAAUUGGACGUGCAAGGAAGGUUCGAGCAGGUUUCCAGAAACAUCUACGGGCCCGUCAAUGCCACACAUCUGACUUCCAUAGUUGCAGCUUCCAACAACUCCGUGCCUAUUGAAAUUCGUCUCAGGCCACAGCAUGCUCAAUGGCGCUACCAUUUGGACGUAUUCGCUGACAACAAACGAGUUUACUUUGACAGAGCUGCUUUGAGAGUGCAAUACUUCCCAGGAGUGACAGUCUACCAGCCCAUGUACGUGCUGAACCAGUCCGAGAUCGUGGUGAUGUUCUCGUCUGGUGCCGGGCUGGAGGUGGUGGAGAACAAGGGCUUCAUGACCGCCAGGGUCUACCUUCCGUGGACGUAUGUGAACCAAACAAAAGGCUUAUUCGGCAACUGGUCGUUCGACAUCAACGAUGACUUCACGAGGCCGGACGGAAACAUCGUCAACGUCGACCUCAACAACUUCCAGUCAGCUCAUAACGACUUCGCACAACAUUGGCGCCUCUCCGAUAGAGAGCAGAAAGACAUAGGAGUGGCGAUGUUCGUCAGAGAGUACGGACGAACAGCCGCCUACUACAACGAUGACCAGUUCAGGCCAAACUUCUUGCGAGAACCAGCAGACUUCCUACCAGCCAACCGGUCCUUCGACGUAUCCAGGGCCACCGAACUCUGCCAAGAUUCCUACCAGUGCCGAUACGACUACGGAAUGACCCUCAACAGAGAUAUGGCUGAGUUCACCAAGAACUAUUUGUCUUCUAUCACAAACAUCAAGGAGAAAAACGCAAGGAGAGUCAUCAGUUGUGGCAUCUUGGAGACACCGCGGUUCGGACGGAAAAGCAACUUCUUCUUCACUCCCGGAACUACGGUGAACUUUGAGUGCAAUCAAAACUUUAUCCUGAUCGGUGACAAGCGCCGAGCUUGCGAAAGUGACGGUCGGUGGAACCUGCCCGACUAUGGCUACACCGAGUGCCUACGUAACCAGGAGUACUCGCAACGCGCACUAUUCCUGACGUGGGGCGUCAUUGUGGCAGUCAUUCUACCUCUAGGCCUCUUGAUCUGCCUCCUCUGGUUCUGGUGCUGGUACAAGCCUAAAUCUGAGGGCAAAGAGGGCUUCCGAUUCGAAGAUAUUCCGCGGUCAAAGUCAGCCUCACGACUUAAUUUAAGAUCAGCCUCGAUGGGCAACCUCACUGAUACCAUGAAGUCUUCCACUCUUCGAAGUGCUUCCAGUAAAGCUAAAUUAGCCGAUAGUGAUAGUCCUACUGAGGAGACUCCCAUUAAUAAAUCGUUAAUAGCCAGGUCGGCCCCCGCGAUCCCUCAGCCACAAGAUGGCGAGAGCUCAGGCAUAGGAUAUACCAACUCAAACAAAAGUGAUUCUGGUAAAUCUGAUAACAGUUCGCUUCAGAAAAAGCGCAGAGGCUAUGAUAAAACUUAUCGCACUAAUGAGCCUCUUCCGGGCGCGCCGGAUGUCGAGUUUCCAGAGAAGCUUUGGGAUCUGUCUGAGGAGGACCUUCUGUCUUUGACGUCUCCUUCUGACACGGAAUCUAACAGAGACUCUACUCUGACUCGGCCAGCUAAAGACAUCCAGUAUGUGAGCAAGCCGCGGCAGACCGGGCGCCACGCCCUUCUGGGUAGUGACUCUGGCUACUCCACUAAAGAUGGAUCCGAAGAUCCUUAUGCACAGAAAUUUGAAGGAAAAUACAGCCCUAUUUCUUCUGCAUACUCUCCAACUUAUUCUGAAAUUUACUCUCCACCAAUAAGCCCUACUUCAGACAACAGUCCAAGAAAUACGUAUGACCGUCCAGGAUUACCUGAAGCACCUAAAAGUGCCCCUAUUGACCCAAUAAGGACGUUCACAAUGCCUCCAGUCAGAGGCAAGUCGGAGUAUUCCUCGCGCACACUGGGCGCCACGUGGGGCAUCAUCUCGGCGGUGAUGCUGCCCAUCGUCAUCGUGCUCAUCUGCAUCGGCUGGAGGAUCCUCCAGCGGAGGAAGGCUGAAGAGAAGGAGGAUGACGAGUUUAUGAUCAAAACAACUGCAAUCGACCCGGAAGACUCUUUCAAAGUGAACUCCGACUCGGAAAGCAUUCCUUACAAGAAGGACCUCGGGGAGGACAGUCCGUUGCCAACUGACCCCGUGACUGUGGGAGACUCAUCCGACCAGCCCGGGUACCAAUACGACCAGGCCAGGGCGCUAGCAGACGAGUUCAAUCAGGGACAGCAGAGCCGACAGUGGGCCGGGGAAACGGAAAUUAAUUAACUAAGUAGUUUUUUUUAUUUUUAUUAGUUUAGUUAACUAAGUUUGUUUUUAAUUAUUGCCGCCAUGCACUUUUUGUUUAAUUUUAUAUUCUAUUCUACCUACUUUUAAAACCUAAUAGGUACCUAAAGUAGUAAGAUCAUUGUGUGUAUUAGCUACUCUAAUAUUUCUAUCAUGCUCUCUUGUAUUUUGGUGUAAAAGUGUUUAUUACAGAGAGAUAUUGGUACUUGUUGUUGUAUAUUUCUAUGUAACUAUAAUUUAAGUAAAUAAUAAAAUAGGUAUAUUACCUUCCUUUUUGGCAUUUUACAACAGGUAGGUUUACAAUAUUUUAUUUGUCUAGGUAAGUUAAAUUAAUAUCCCACCACGACAGCUUCAACACAGAAUCCUUGUACCUUAUGUUUUAGAUAGGUAGCAUUUUAUACCUACGUACAAAAGUAGGUAUAUACCUAUGGAGAUGGAAGCUAUAAUAUUUUUAAGCAUUUAACUAACUACGUACUUCCCAUAAAGACCGCGCAUCCGAGCGUAGAGCAUUGGUUCCAGCCUAACUAGAUAGGUAGGUACCUAUAGCUACCCUACACUUAG